UUAGACUUUAAAGUACAUCAUAAACGUAAAAGGAAAACCGAGAAACAUAUUUUGUGUACAACAAAUGUAGGACAAAAAAAAAUGAUUAUUCAAUUAAGCUGUCAUGCCUCAUAUAACAUGUCAUUAAUUGUUAUUCUUUUUUUUCAUAUGAACUCAAAGGUUGGAUAUGUAGUUCUUCUUGUGUGCAUCAAAUUAACAUUUUGCAAAGAGAAAUGCUAAACUUUCAAGUUAUUUUCUGUUAUGAACAGACACCUUCAAACGGAUUUUAAUUUGUAUUUAGCAUAAAGAUUUCAACAGUGUGUUUAAUAUUCUCUGCACAACAAUUGAUGAAAGACAAGCAAAGAUGAACCACUUACAUAGCGUAAACAACACCACGUUACCCGAACUGUAUAAUGACACAGAUUUGAAAACCGUUAUUGUUUAUGAAGCAGCAAUAGCUACAGUAUUGACAAUAUGUGUUAUUUCAUCGUGUUUAUUCAACAUAAUAAUUAUCAUUGUGUUUAUGAGGUUCAAAUGCUUGAGGACAAAACAUGAUAUGCUUGUCAUUAACCUUGCAUUUACAAAUUUAAUUAUAACUGUGGGAAUUUCGUUUUAUUCUACUUACACUAUAGAACCAGGAGAUAUUUUUCACCAGAAAGUCGUGUGUAUGGGCUUAUUUAUAUGUAUCUUUGGAGGAAUACUCACAUCCCUAUUAGUGCUCCUACUUCUGAGUCUUGAGCGAUUUCUGUGUAUCGUCUACCCUCACUUUCAUGGCCGGAUCCGAAUUCGCCAUGUUAUAUUGUGCAGCAUCCUUGCAUACCUGGUAGGUCUGUCAUAUACUAUUAUACCAUUCAUAUUAAAGAAUAACUGGGACCGUUAUCAUCUUUGUGUUCUGGAUGUGUUUCCGUUUGAAUUCAGUAUUGCAGAACAGGUUUGUGGUAUCGUUAUUAUAACGACAAUUGUAACAAUUAAUGUUAUUGUUUACAAAACAGCUCUUUCUCAAGCGGCUAAAAUAAAUGUUUUACUUAAAAACGUACAGCAUAGGCACACAAGAAGCCGUAAAUUAAGACAAAAGGGGAAAGCUUUUGUGACUGUCUUUCUAUUGUCGGGUAUAUCAGCUGUAUGUUGGAUCCCUUUACUGGUAGUUUUUGCAUUAGAAUCAGAUUCCAAUUUACCGGAGAAAUUCAGAUGGAUAUUCACUCAGUUACUGUACGUUCCGGUAGCGUUGAAUUCUUCUGUAACUGCUAUUAUUAUAGGACAUAGAAACAGGCAUUUCAGAGAUGCUAUUAAAUCUAUGUAUUGCAAAAAACAACACGAAUGUAUUCACAACAGUACAUUUGCCUUCUGAUUGAUGGUUAUUCUAUCACAAACGU
This is a messenger RNA of Mytilus trossulus (common blue mussel), 1352 nucleotides long. RefSeq names its product melatonin receptor type 1B-B-like. Bases 344 to 1327 code for a protein of 327 amino acids. The transcript has a single exon. Gene Ontology annotation, biological process: G protein-coupled receptor signaling pathway. The record is from RefSeq and is a predicted model, not a curated record. NCBI's taxonomy places the organism in Eukaryota, Metazoa, Mollusca, Bivalvia, Mytilida, Mytilidae. Gene Ontology annotation, molecular function: G protein-coupled receptor activity. Gene Ontology annotation, cellular component: plasma membrane.